AGCUUGGCAUCUCGCACAUUCUCAUAAAGCAGUAACAGCCACGGGGAGAACGGGACUCGGAUCAGCGAGGCGCUGCUUGCAGAAACCCUGACACACUCCGCAUUGGACGUGCUGCCAUAGGGCAAACAGCAUGGGCGACCGCACAGCGUUUUUGCUGUUCAUAGUCGCGACUUCGUCGCUUGCUGUCGAGGUGCCGUCAGAGGACUCGGUUGGGCUGCUGUCCGAGCCUCAGGUGGCCAUGUUCUGCGGGAAACUCAACAUGCACAUCAACGUCCAGAGCGGCAAGUGGGAGCCUGACCCGACUGGCACAAAGAGCUGUAUUGGCACCAAAGAAGGCAUUCUGCAGUACUGCCAGGAGGUGUACCCUGACCUGCAGAUCACUAAUGUAGUGGAAGCCAACCAGCCCGUUAGCAUACAGAACUGGUGCAGGAAAGGCCGCCGUCAGUGUCGCAGCCACACACAUAUCGUAGUGCCCUACCGCUGCCUGGACGGAGAGUUUGUGAGCGAUGCCCUUCUGGUCCCUGAUAAGUGCAAGUUCCUGCACCAGGAGCGGAUGGACAUGUGUGAAGGCCACCUGUACUGGCACACUGUGGCCAAAGAGUCCUGCGGCGAUCGGUCCAUGAACCUCCACGAAUUUGGGAUGCUGUUGCCAUGCGGCAUUGACCGUUUCCGCGGCGUGGAGUUUGUGUGCUGCCCCGUGGAUGAGCAGAGACUCUCCGACGGCGAGGAGCGUGUGUCAGAUGUCUCAGAUGUGUGGUGGGGAGGUGCCGAGACGGAGUACGGUGACAGCGCGCCCCGGCAAGCCCCCACAGAAGCGCAGGAGCCUGAGCCAGCCGCCGCCGCCGCAGAGGACGACGAGGAAGUGGGCGACGAUGAAGACGAGGCCUGGGACGACGAGGACGAGGACGAGGACGGUGACGGUGUGGAGGACGCCGACGAGGAAGACGACGAGGACGAAGAGGCUACUGGCGAGCAUGACGCCAACGAGCAAGCCUCAAACGUCGCUAUGACGACCACCACGACUACGACCACUGAGUCUAUAGAAGAGGUGGUCCGAGAGGCAUGCUGGGCCCCAGCGCGCAGGGGUCCAUGCCGUGCCUCAAUGCCCCGCUGGUACUUUGUGGCUGAGAGGGGCCACUGCGCGCCCUUCACCUUCGGCGGCUGCGGCGGAAACCGCAAUAACUUUGAGUCGGAGGAGUACUGCAUGGCCGUGUGCAGCAGCAGCGUGCUGCCCACCUUGGCUCCAAGUCCUCCGGAUUCCGUUAGCCACUACCUCCAGGCUCCAGGAGUUGUGAACGAGCACACUCACUUCCAGAGGGCCAAGGAGCAACUGGAGGCCAAACACAGGGAGAGGAUGUCUCAGGUGAUGAAGGAAUGGGGUGAAGCCGAAAGGCAGGUGAAGAGUCUUCCCCGCGCUGACAAGAAGGCCGUCAUUCAGCAUUUCCAGGAGAAGGUGGAGGCACUGGAGCUGGAGGCGGCUAACGAGAGGCAGCAGUUAGUGGAGACUCACCUCGCUCGGGUGGAGGGUCUGCUCAAUGAACGCUGCCGCCUGGCACUAGACAGCUUCCUAACUGCCCUGCAGGCUGACCAGCCCCGGCCUCGCCAGGUGUUCGGCUUGUUCAAGAAGUACGUGCGCGCGGAGCAGAAGGACAUGCAGCAUGCCCUCAAACACUUUGAACAUGUGCGCAAGGUGGACCCCAAGAAAGCUUCACAGAUCCGUCCCCAGAUGCUGGCGCACCUGCAAGCAAUUGAUGAACGCCUAAACGAAAGUCUCGCCAGUCUCUACAAGGUCCCUCGGGUGGCCGGUGAAAUCCAGGACCAAGUAGUGGUGCUGAUGCAGCGGGUGCAGGCGGAGGUCACUCAGCAGCUCUCUUCCCUGCAGACGGACAUGAGGGUGAGCUACGGUAACGACGCCCUGAUGCCCGACCUGCCCGACAGCACCACCCCACUGGACGUGCUGCCUCCAGAGCAGGACGGCCUAGGCUUCGUCUACCCCAAGGGCUUCAACCAGGCCAACACCGACAACCAUGUUGAACCUGUAGAUGCACGCCCAGCACCAGAUAGGGGGCUUCCCACACGAGCUGUGUCUGGCCUGAAACCAGAAGAAAUGCCAGAGGUGCGGAUGGACAGUGAAGAGAGGCGCAGUGCCGGAUAUGAAGUACAUCACCAGAAACUGGUGUUCUUCGCCGAGGAUGUGGGCUCCAAUAAGGGAGCCAUCAUUGGCCUAAUGGUGGGAGGGGUGGUCAUAGCAACCAUCAUUGUCAUCACCCUGGUGAUGCUGAGGAAGAAGCAGUAUACCUCCAUCCACCAUGGAGUCAUAGAGGUCGACGCUGCCGUGACCCCGGAAGAGCGCCACCUCACUAGGAUGCAGCAGAAUGGAUAUGAGAACCCCACCUAUAAGUUCUUUGAGCAGAUGCAGAACUAAAGGUUGUCUACAGCAGCCAGUGCACCCCCCCCCUCCCCCCUCCACAUCAGGACAGAAAACACAGGCCCUUCAUGCACACUAGUGGUGAACUCUGUUGCCAUGGAGAUGAGUGUGGCUCCUGCCACCCAACCAUUUCAUCCAAUUACCGAUGAGCACUCAGUUUGCACAGAAAACCGAUGCGUCAUUCUCCGUCAUCCAGCCAUAUGAUUGUUUGUCCGUCUGUCUGUCUGGAUGCCCCUAUGCUCUGCCCCCUCCACCUGUCAGUCAUGCCUUGGACCAAACCCGACACCUUUCCCACUGUUUGUCCCUCCCCCCUCCCAGCCUUGCGCCUGGUUCCUCGGCUCUAAGCCUGUUCCAGGGCUCGUGCUUUCUCUCCUGCCCCAUCGUCUCCUCCCCUCCUCCAUCUCCCUGGCUUCCCGGCGUCUGCCCCAGGUAUCCAGAGGACAGCCAUGCCAGGCUCGAGUCUGAGACUCCAGUCACCAAGACAGCCAGAAGCCAAUAAUGUACUCCUCACUGAGCUUUCAUUUCAGGACCAGUCUGUCCAUCCAGGUCUGUUUUUCCAGAAAAAUAUUUUUAAAAUGGAAAAAAAAAAGCUAUAAACUAUAUAAAUGCAUAUAUAUCACUUAAGGAGAUAAUGAAAAUGAAUGUUUAGUUUUUUUAUUUUGAGUGUAAUAAUGCAUUGAAAUAAGGCAGAAAAUAGCUGUUUCCAUUUAGUGCAUGGCGAUUACGACAGAGAGGUUUCAGAUUCUCCCACACGUAUCCUCUCUCAUGUAGAGAUUUUAGCAGGAUUGUACAUUUUAGUGUUUUCUUGUGAUCAUGUAAUUUUAAAGAAUAGAAAACUCCAAAUCGGUUUGAAGCUUUGUUGUCAGAGACAUGCUUUAAAUGAAGUUAGUGCUUUUUUUUUUUUUUUAAAGGCGCCAUAACAUGCACACACGCGCGCACACACACACACACAUCAGCUGCAUGGGGCUGGAGAAACUAUGUAAUUUGACGUGUAAUAUAAGCCUAAGUGUUUUGGUGGCAUUCUAUGCACUUUGAAGUUUGUCUUUUUUGAAGGGCCGUCCCUCUGAUCAGUUUAAUUCCACAGCAAGAGUAAGUAAGAAGUAGUGGAGCUUCAGCACUUCAAUAUACUCGGUGUGGGACAGAGGAUUAUAAUCCCAGUUUCCUAUUUGCGCUGGUCUGUGUCUGUGAUAUUCACAAACACCGAACAGGACAUCGGCCCCGCACCUUUUCUCCCGCUCCUCCGCUUGUCUUGUCCCUACGCGGGUAGGAAGGCAUGUCGGAAACCAAAAGGAGAGCGAAAGAAAUGGCUCCCAUUACCCGAGCUCAUGUGAAAAUGUGCUGGGCACCAAGAAGGGUCUCAUUAAGGCACUCUGAUCAACACAUCCACAGCCCUCUUCCACUCUCACAGUGCUUAGCAUGUGGGUAGCGUGGUCCUAGGAGUCCUGGAGGACUCGCUUGAAAAGCAGAGUGAAAAAGAAGGAAGUUGGAAGGUGUGAACAUUAAACUUCAAAGCCUGAAGAGAAUGUAAACAUUAGAGAAGACUUCACUCUUCCUAGACUAAAGCUCUUCAAUCAGGUGCUGUGUUUAUGCAAGGAGACUCAGAUGAGUGUAUGUGGUCAGUAAGGGGCACUGAAGAAAGACAAGGCUCUCCACCUUUCUUGACCUCUCCUGUUUCUUUCCAUGUUUCUUUCAAUGCAGAUCAUUGGCUUAGACUGAGGAGAUGCUUUCUACACUGUAUCCCAUGAAUAAAGUUUUGAAUGUACAUACAGA
Molecule: messenger RNA, 4198 nt
Organism: Electrophorus electricus (electric eel)
Lineage: Eukaryota; Metazoa; Chordata; Actinopteri; Gymnotiformes; Gymnotidae
Gene: appb
Product: amyloid beta (A4) precursor protein b
Biological process (GO): central nervous system development; axonogenesis
Cellular component (GO): cell surface; membrane raft; plasma membrane
Molecular function (GO): serine-type endopeptidase inhibitor activity; signaling receptor binding; heparin binding
Source: RefSeq, a predicted model, not a curated record